Messenger RNA from Halteromyces radiatus, 587 nucleotides. RefSeq lists its product as uncharacterized. Bases 142 to 507 code for a protein of 121 amino acids. NCBI's taxonomy places the organism in Eukaryota, Fungi, Mucoromycota, Mucoromycetes, Mucorales, Cunninghamellaceae. The transcript has a single exon. The record is from RefSeq and is a predicted model, not a curated record.
AAAUAGUUUAUAUGACAGGAGCUUAUGUAUUCUUGGAAAUGAGAAGGAUGAUUACACAAAACCAAUCAAAUCUAAAAAAAAAAAGUUGGGAAUGUCAAUAAUAUGUAACCGGCUUUUCCUUCCGAAUAGAUUGUCAAGUUGAUGAUUAAACGGCGUCGAAUCUCGGCCAAUCAAAAUCAGUUGGACCAAACGAAAGAAAAUCGAACGGUGGGGGUCACUUGGGGGGAUGUUUAUGUUUAUAUUAUACUGUUAUUUAUCCGUUUGUGUCUGCGUUAUUUUUUUUUUUUUAAAAAAAAUGUAUACAUUAUAUUAGUAGUCUUAGUAUUUCUAAUAACAUUACUAUCAUCAUUAUUAUCUAAAUACACACCAAUAGAACCGCCCAUCAUCACAUAUCAUUCUUUAUCACGUAUUAUUCAUCAUCACAUAUCAUCCGUCAUUACGUUAUCAUCCAUCAUCAAGUAUCAUCUAAUCGUCCAAUCAUUCGCCAUUAACAUCUCAGCAUAUUAAAGUAUUUAUUACAUCUUUUGAUCUACUGUAUAUACAUGUGUGUGCACGUCUAUUUGAAGGAAGAAGGGGACAGUCAACAC